UAAUUGUUUUUUUUUGGAAAUUUUGAAAUGGAAACAAAUUGCUCUAACGCGCAUGCGCGUGUUAAAUGUCAUUAACGUCAAAACAAGAACAUAACCUUACUUUUUUGCCAUCUGCUGCUUAAAAGUUAAUAAAGGAACUACAAAUGUCUGUACAAAGUGAUGUAAAUGCUGAGAUGAUGACAGAAACACUAAGCGGCAAUCAAACUGCUGAAGAAUACGCUUACUUGGAUAGAGGCGGCUUUUCCUCGGAGAAAUUUAAAAUUGAACUUCGUGGCCUUCCUAAAUUUUAUGGAAUUGCUGAGUUAAAAAAGCUUAUGAAUCAAAAGUUGGGAUUAAAUACAAGCAAAAUCAAACGUCCCAAGAACGGCAGUCACUGGUUGUAUGCCUGUUUUCAAAAUGAGGAAGAGCGUACAAAAGCUAUUGCUGCCCUUAAUGGGUAUUCAUGGAAAGGUAAAUCCCUGAUAGCAGAAGUAGCCAAGCCGGCCCCAGACCCAUUGGUCAAAAAAAGAAAGCUAGAAGAAGAUGGAAUUGGGCAGGAUAAGAAGAAGAAAGAGGAUGACAAUAGAAGUCAGCAACAGAGACUGGCUGAAGCCACUACUCCAUAUUAUAAUAUACCUUAUGAAGAGCAGUUACAACUCAAAGAGAAGGAAAUAAGGAACAUUCUAAUGAAAUUUGACAAUGAAAUUUGGAAAAUAGCGAAACAAUGGCGUAGCAAAAUAGAAGAACAACGUAAAGUGCACAAUGGACUUAGUUUCCAACUGUUACCAAUACAAAAGUCGCCAGUUACCGAAGGCUAUAGGAAUAAGUGUGAAUUCACGGUUGGGAUUGAUGAGGAGACAAAAUUCCCCACUGUGGGAUUCAGGCUGGGAAGUUAUGCUACAGGGACUGUCGCUGUUGGACCAAUACAGUCGCUUAUUCAUAUUUCUGAAAACACCAAAAAAGCUGUUCUGCUAUUCCAAGACUUCGUCCGUAAAUCCAGCAUGGCACCAUUUUCACCUGCUGAUUAUUCCGGUUACUGGCGUUAUCUAACGGUUCGCCACUCGAAUCAUACUGGCGACAUUAUGUUGAUUGUCGCUAUACAUCCUCAGAAGCUUUCUACAGAAGAGUUGGACAAAAUAAAAAAAGAUUUAGUGGAACAUUUUAGUUCCGACGAAUCAGUUGCUUGUGGAAUAAAAUCUUUAUACUUUGAACUUCUUAUUAAAAGGAGAGCAGGCGAAGAAGCAGCAAAACCCACUCACCUGUCAGGAGCAACUCACAUCGUAGACACGAUACUCAACAGGCAGUUCAGGAUAUCACCAGAAGCGUUCUUUCAGAUAAACACGGCUGGUGCGGAGAUACUUUACCAGAACGCAAUAGAAAUGAGUAAAGUGGACAAAAAUACAACUGUUGUCGACAUAUGCUGCGGGACCGGCACUAUUGGACUUUGCUUUGCUAAGCAUUGUGGUAAAGUAUUGGGCCUUGAGCUCGUAGCAGAAGCUGUGAAGGAUGCUAAAGCGAACGCUGAACUUAACAAUAUAGAGAACUGCCAGUUCUUCACGGGCAAAGCCGAGGAUAUACUACCCACGGUGCUAGCACGGGCUAACGAGGAAAAUGUCGUCGCUAUUGUAGAUCCUCCGAGAGCUGGAUUACAUACGCGAGCUGUAACGCAGUUGCGAAAUACAAAAAAAGUGAAACGCCUAGUCUACAUAUCAUGCAGUCCAGCAUCAGCUGUGAAAAACUUUAUAGACCUGGCACGGCCAUCCUCCAAGACCUUACGUGGAGCUCCAUUUAUACCGGUCAGUGCGGUACCAGUAGACAUGUUUCCACAUACGAAACACGUCGAAUUGGCCAUUUUGUUCGAGAGGGAAGAUGAGAAAUCCAAUGCCCCGGAAAACGCCGAAGGUACAGAUAAAACUAAUACCGAGACAGAAAUGAAUGUUAAAUAUGAACAUAGUGAUGUGUAACUAAAUUUAGUAUUAAUGAAUUAUAUAGAUGCACUAACGUAUUUAUAAGGAAUUGUUAUAAUUAGGUACAUCAUACCUUAUAUUGUCAUCGAAGAUGAAGCGACAUUAGCGAUAAAAAGCACACGAUUGUACAAUCAAGAUGAAUUAAGUUUUUAUAGCAAGCUAAAUAAAGUUAAAUCUUAAAUGUGAAGUUGAGUUGCGAAGAACUUGACGUGUUCUUGACCCUGUACAAAUUAAAAAAAGGACUUGGACUGCUUUUUUUAUAGGAACUUAUAUAGGCAUAUAAACUGGUAAUCUUAUCCAUCGUUGCAAUUAUUAAAUUUGCUGUUGUAGUGGCAUUAAGACGGCCGCCCAAUGGUUUGCAUUAUAGACGCUGGAUGAACAGCCCGGGUUCAAUUCCCGGUAAGACCAAUUUGUGUUUGAUUUUGAGUGAAUUCCGUUGCUCUGAUACUCAUAAUACUGGGAAUUCCUUAGUUUCUGUGGUAUUGAUGUAGUUUUCUGGCACAUUAUGAUUAUUAUUUUGGAUA
Hyposmocoma kahamanoa is the source of this 2470-nucleotide messenger RNA. Its product is annotated as tRNA (uracil-5-)-methyltransferase homolog A. The transcript is spliced from 11 exons. Bases 144 to 1943 code for a protein of 599 amino acids. The record is from RefSeq and is a predicted model, not a curated record. Gene Ontology annotation, biological process: RNA processing. Gene Ontology annotation, molecular function: nucleic acid binding; RNA methyltransferase activity. NCBI's taxonomy places the organism in Eukaryota, Metazoa, Arthropoda, Insecta, Lepidoptera, Cosmopterigidae.